AUCACAAAACAUCAAAUUACGAAUUUGUUGACAACUUCAUUGACCGUUAAAACAAGUUUCUAAAAUAGAUUCAAAAAUUGCAAAUUACUAAUGGAAGAGGGAAGUUCAGCAUCUAAGCCUAACGAAAUAAAACACAGAGAAGUGCAAUUUUACGACAGCGACGAAGAAUUCGGCUUUGGACCGAUGACUUUAAGAGAGGCGAAGGCUAGAUUAAGGAAACCUCUAGAAUCCCACACGUUCACUAUACCGUCCGUUCGUCACACCGUUUAUCAAUUACUCGAUAACUCCGAAUCAUCAAACAUGCCGAAUACUGAUCAAUUCGAAAAAGACGAUUCAAUUCCAACAAUUUCCAGCUAUUUGACGUCUUCAGAAGGUGCCAAUGAACAAUUGAAUAUGAACAAUUCUGGCUCAACGAAUUACUAUUCUAUCGUGGAAUCCAAUGCGGAAAAAAGCUUUCUUGAUCUCUCAACGAAAGAUACUGAGAUUCCAGAAGCACCGGUUAAUCAACCGGUAAAUGAAACUCUAGCAAUGUUAAUUCAAAAGGUACAAGAUCAGACGUAUGUAGAAUUAGAAAAUGAACAUCUUACCUUAAUAAAUCAUACGAUUGAAAGUUUGCCUGAUGACAGUGAGGAAAGUGAUGAUUCUGAUUUGGCACAAGUUAUAAAUUUAUCAAGCGAUGAAGGUAAUUUAACUCAAACUGAUGAAUGUAAAGAGGAUUCCGAUGAGCUUAUAGCUUCCACAUCAUCUACAGAAGAUUUUUCGGUUCCGGAUAUAGAUCUUCAACAGUUUAAUGAAUCCUGCGGACUCUUAGAUACCACUCUGGAUAGAAUUAACGCGAUUUUAGGUCAAGAUCCUGACCCGAUGGUAGAGAACGAGAAGGAAAACGAUUCAGCAGAAACAGAUACAUCUUCUAUACAAUGCAACAUAAUCUCAUCCUCUCAUUUGCAGAAAUAUAAAGAGAAUAUAUUUGAGGACGAACUGGAAACUCCAAAACUAAAACCACCGACAACAGCAGCUAUUAAGUCAGGAUCUCACAAGUAUACUCCAGAAUUCAAAAAACCUAUUGCCAGUGGUUUGCCGAAAUGUAUUAGCAGGACUAAUCCAAAUCUAAAGGAUAUUGUAAGCCCUGUUAGAAUGUACAUAAAAAAUAGCCCGAGGCCUGUUUUAAAACAAAACGUUAAUUCUACUUCCAAACUGCCAAUACUGCGUAACACACAUGCACCUACCAAAAAGAAUAAGGAAAAUUCCACUGUUUUACCCAAUGUUGUUUACACACCGGCACAGAAACAAAUAUUGGAAUCCAACGAAAGCUUCCAUUUGCCUCCGUCUUUAGAUAAGAUGAUCAAGAAGGGAGUAGUCAUUAAACAUGUUUCGGGAUCGAGAAAUUUCCAUCCAAGCGAUACUCUAAAUCCUCAGGCGGAACUUACCCAAAAUAUCUUCAGUAACAGCAGUACUGCAAGUGAUAGCGACGUUUCUUUCUUGCACAGAAAAGUAACAGUACGCAAGGAUUAAUUUUGCUCAUUUUUUUACAUUCUAGCAGGUCUUUUACUGUUUUCAUUUAUUCAUCUUAAUUUACUCGUUUUUUGUUAUUGUAUUAUUUUAUUUUAAUAUUUAAGUCAAUGUAUGAUUAUAAUAUAAACGUUUUUUACUACUUAUAGAUAUUGUAAAUUACUGAAUAUGGGCGCAUUUUAUAUUUGUGAUCGAAAUUGCGGUGUUUUUUGUAAUACAGAUGGAUCUCUUUCUAUAUUCAUAAAAUAUUUUGCUUUGUGA
Phyllotreta striolata is the source of this 1770-nucleotide messenger RNA. The record is from the annotation of a GenBank genome assembly. Lineage: Eukaryota; Metazoa; Arthropoda; Insecta; Coleoptera; Chrysomelidae.